UCUAGGAGUACCUUCUCGCAAUGCCUGAGACCGAACCGCUGCUAGUGUCCUCGCCGAGUCGUGACUAUGGUAGCGACGGCGGCGCGUCGCCGAACAAGCGUCGCGUGUCGGCGGUGCGCUCCGUCGACCCGUCUCAGCUGGAGAUCCCGGGAUGCGGCGGAACGCUGUGCUGCCACCCGGGUCGCUGGAUGCACCGCUUCAUCAUGCUCGUGCUCAUGUGUCUGCUCGGCUUCGGAAGCUACUUCUGCUACGACAACCCGUCCGCGCUACAGGACGACAUGAAGCGAGACCUGCGGGUGAGCACGAGCGAGUUCAUGUCGCUCUACUCGUGGUACUCCUGGCCCAACGUCGUGCUCUGCUUCUUCGGCGGCUUCAUGCUCGACAGCGUGUUCGGCAUCCGCGUCGGCACCGUCGUCUUUGCGCUCUUCGUUCUCUUCGGCCAGCUCGUCUUUGCGCUCGGGGCGUUCCUCGACAAGUUCUGGCUCAUGCAGGCCGGCCGGUUUCUGUUCGGCACGGGCGGCGAGUCGCUCGCGGUCGCGCAGAACACGUACGCCGUCACCUGGUUCAAGGGCAAGGAGCUGAACAUGGUGUUCGGGUUGCAGCUGAGCAUCGCCCGAGUCGGCAGCACGGCCAACAUGAACCUGAUGGGUCCCGUCUACGACCUCGUGGGGCGCGUGUUCGACCUUGACGGGUACGAGCAGCUCGGCAUCGCAUUGUUCUUCGCCGCCGCGACGUGUGUGAUGACGCUCAUCUGCGCGCUCCUGCUUGGCUUCUUUGAUCACCGUGCCAACCGCAUCCUCCGGCUGGACGAGGGGAAGACGGCCGAGGCGAUACACAUCACCGACGUGAAGGACUUUGGGCUCGCGUUCUGGAUGCUCUGCAUCAUCUGCGUCAGCUUCUACGUCGCCAUUUUCCCCUUCAUCGGACUCGGCGUGAUGUUCUUCGAGAGCAAGUUUGGCUUCACGAAGAGCAACGCGCUCGCGGUGAACGGCAUCGUGUACAUCAUCUCUGCCGUCGCGUCGCCGCUUCUCGGCUUCAUGGUCGACCGCGUCGGCCGCAACAUCACGUGGGUGAUCAUCGCCAUCGUCGUGACGAUGGGUUGUCACGCGACGAUGGCGUUCACGUUCCUCAACCCGUUCAUCGCGAUGAGCGUCAUGGGUAUCUCGUACUCGCUGCUCGCGAGCGCGCUCUGGCCGACGGUCGCGUACGUCAUCGCCGACCACCAGCUCGGCACGGCGUACGGCAUCAUGCAGGCGAUUCAGAACCUCGGUCUCGCCGUCAUCGCGCUCGUCUGCGGCUCGGUCGUCGACAACAACGGCUACCUCAUCCUCGAGGUGUUCUUCCUCGGCUGGCUCGCGCUCGCUCUCGUCGCCGCGGUGCUGCUCUACCUGAUCGACUCGGGCCGCGGGCUCAACCUGAACCUAUCGGCGACGGGGCGAGCGCAGAUGGUGGAGGAGUUGGAGCGGGAGGAGCGUGCGAAGGAGGAGGCGCUCGGCGACUACGCGCAGACAGCCGACCUACUGCGGCCGCGCAGCAACUUCUACUUCCGCAACCGCUACCUGUCGCGGCUCGGCGCCAAGCUGCCUGAGCACUACAACAUCUACACGUCGGCACUCGUGCGACGCAGCCUGCUGCAGUGAGCGAACGCGUGGACGUGGCGCGCACGUGUAGCCGGCGUCGGUGAGGGCAGGCGUAGCUCUAACUGCAAUUUUACAAUAGGUGUAGCUGUAGCUGCUACUGCUAGAUGUGGACAUUGAGGGUGGUAGGUACAACUAGCCCCCAAGAAUUAGAUCUAAAACGUUUGUAUUUUUGCAUUUUCAAACCCAAGAUUUUUGUUUGUUAUCUAGAAAGCACCUAACAAUGGCACAUGGUUUCUUUGCUUAUUUUGUUGCAUUAGUAAACCUGUCAAUAUUGAAUAGCAAUGCAGGUCUGAAUGCUUGUGAUUUUGCCCAAAAACAUUGUGCUGUAAGUUGUCACAUUAUUUUUGUAUACGACUUGAUUGACUGACCAAUGAAAUGGGACAUAAUUAUAUAUUGCUGGGAUGUCAAAGGGAUUUUUUAUGCAGCAGAAGACAGUAUGAGAGAUACAAGAAAAAGUAAUAGUAAACCCAUUCGUUAAGAGUGUAAAAGCAAGAAACCAUAUUAGAAUUAUCUUUACGACUCGUUUGUCUACGAUUCGACCAGUGUCCUUGUUUGAUCUUGAUAGUUUCGUGUAAAAACGGACUAUUGUAAUGCAUGCAUAUAUAUAGCGUUUAACAAUUUCACGAGGUUGACAUUUUAUUACGGAUCUGUCUUUAGUUAUCACUGAUCAAUAUUCUCACAUGAAAAAAAUGACUAAAAUAAAUGUUGGAAUGUACUUUU
Molecule: messenger RNA, 2360 nt
Organism: Priapulus caudatus
Lineage: Eukaryota; Metazoa; Priapulida; Priapulimorpha; Priapulimorphida; Priapulidae
Product: major facilitator superfamily domain-containing protein 1-like
Exons: 2
Coding region: 21-1640 (539 amino acids)
Biological process (GO): transmembrane transport
Cellular component (GO): lysosome
Molecular function (GO): transmembrane transporter activity
Source: RefSeq, a predicted model, not a curated record